This is a messenger RNA of Dovyalis caffra, 1143 nucleotides long. The record is from the annotation of a GenBank genome assembly. Lineage: Eukaryota; Viridiplantae; Streptophyta; Magnoliopsida; Malpighiales; Salicaceae.
AUGGUACUGAAGGCAUGUGUAAAGGUAGAGGAAAAGAUUGAAACUGAAGUAGCAGGAACUGAGUGGGGUAACGUAUCUUCUGUGCUUUUUGAUAUGGAUGGAGUGCUGUGCAAUAGUGAAGAGCCUUCAAGAAUGGCAGGUGUUGAUAUCUUUGUUGAGAUGGGAGUUGAAGUUACAGUGGAGGAUUUUGUGCCAUUAAUAGGCACAGCUGUGACCACUAUGUUUUCAGAAGAGAUUCCAAAUGAUGUCAGUCCAUCUCUUAUCAGAAAGGAGAUAGGAAAUAUUUCGCUUGAUGAUAGUGGUGGAUCUGGUGGCUAUACAAUUGCAGAUGAGAAGAUGCAGGGACUACAGGUUCUGCACACUUCUGCGCAAUCUUCGGCAGCAAUGCUCGAAGAAAGAACCGAAAACGGGUCAAUCCUUAACCAAGUUGCUACCAAUGACAAUUUGCCAUCAAACUUAUAUGAUGAAACUAGAAGAUUGAAUCAUUCAAUACACAAAUCUGAUGCACAAACCAAAUCCAUGUUUGAUGUCUGUGGCAUAAAACUCGACAAACCGACAAUUUUGGCAACGCAGGACACAUGUCUUUUUGUAUUUCAAUAUAAUUACGUAAGAAUCGCGAGAAAAAUGGGUUCAAAAACCCCAAUCCAGUCAGCCCUCUUCGCUACCAGUUUUAUCUUGUUAGUUGCUCGCUUUCUAACUCUGAAACAAUCGCAACUCAAAGACCUAAGACCUAGCCCUGAUGUCUCUCUACACUCUCAAACAAGUUUCACACAAUUAUUUAUUAAGAAAAGCAAGAAAAAUAGGUGUAAAAACCCAUAUCCAGUUACGGGAGAAGGUGCCAAGGGGACAUCACGUGGCAUAUGGCCCAUUGUCACCCUCAAACAUGUAGCACCUCACGAGGAGGAGGAAGAGGAGGAGGAAGACGACCUCGACACUUUUUUAAUGUUUUUCGUUUUUGUAUUUCCUCAAGUGAAUCAUCAAUUCCUUUCUUUGUCUACACGCCACUCACCACCCAUUUUCUUGACGACUCCUUUUUCUCCCUUUCUAACCCAACUGAAUAUAGUAGAGACAGCUACACGUGAGCUAACCGCCCAUAUCCCCUCUCCUUCUCUCCCAUCAUCAAUGAGACUAAUCAUCAACUGA